AUGCAGUUGUUAUCUACACGAAUUUUUCUGGGCAUGGUUUUGAUAAUUGUUAACACUGUUGGGCAAGAUGAAUGGAAGCGCUCUAUGACUGCUGUUCAUAAUUCACCUAUUAUCAAACAUUAUAUACAAAACGAAACCAUAGUAAUAACUAGUAUUGGUCGUUUUAAAUAUCAAGAUGGUGAGGUCAUUCUAUUAAAAAAUAAACAAAAAGCAUCCGAGUUUUUCUUUACACCAUUUCCAUAUAUCGAACCAAAUUAUACUGCAUGUAACUACAAUGAUUUCAGUGGUCGUACCGAACUCACAUUGGUUCUUUCGCUUUAUACUACAGAUUUAUUGGAAUCGAUUGAAAGUCAUAUUAAAAAACAUCAAAAGAUUUGUCGCACUGAACAUUGUUCUGCUUCACUUUUGCCAAUGCACUCCAUCCGUCUAUUUGAAAAAGGAAAUCGAACAAAAGAGUCACAAAUUAAGUACACUUUGGAUAAUCAAUGGUAUAGUAAUACACCACUUCGACAGACGAUGGAAUUUAUUAUAUAUACAUUGAAUAUGUCCAUCUGUGAAAGUUUUCAAGAUUCAAUCAUCUCUCGUUGCCGUCUACCGAAUUUCGAAAUUCAAUACUCAUUAGACACUCAACAAACAACAUCGAGAAAUGUGGAGGUUACUACAGAACAUAUUACGAGCACAUCGAUUUACACUCAGAUCAAGUCUCAAUUUCAUUCCAAUGCUCAGAACAUGGUUGCUCUGACUGAAAAUGCCUACAAGAAUCUCUUGAGUGAAACUAUGGAUCAAAUUACAAUGGUUUUGCGAGUUGAAGAAGGGUAUGAAGGCUUACAUGACCCAAUUGGAAUUGAUCGAUUACUUGACCGCCGAUUGCAAUAUAAACAAGUUAGAUUGACAAAUACCAAUGAUCGUCUUUGGGAUUCGCUCUAUCCCAAUCUUUUGGUCACCUGGGAUUGGACAUCUGAAUUAACACGACCUGACCGGUUGUCGACAGUGCUUAAUAAAGUUCUAAAACAAGAUGUUACUGAUGCAAACAAAUUUCGAUAUGAUAUUUCGCAAGCAAAAGAAGUUAGAAGACAAGAUCUAAAACUUUAUGACAGACAAAAAUUUGACGAAGUAGUAAAACGUCUCACUACAAACUCUCAAAAUACUUCACAUAUUUCUGAUGCUGGCGCUCAUUUAGGUAUAGGUUUAGGAAGUACGUUGUAUGAUGUUCUGAAUCACACCGAAAUAUAUAAAGAUCGAUAUAACGCCACGUCUAAUGACAAUGAAAAUGGUACAAACAUUAUUCUAACGCGAAGAGAUGCAGAAAAAUUGAUCCAGUUUUUGUCAGACUACAUUGAAAUCGAAGGUAAUAUAAUAAAACCAAAACCAAUUGAUGUUAAACUUGUCAAUUUUGGCUUGUUUAACACAAGCUCAAAACUAUUUUCAAGCAUCGUUUAUGUAAAACGUCGAACAAAGGUACAUGUUAUGCCACUCCGCUGUCCAUACAGAUAUAUUAGUCGUCCCUUCACAGAUUGGCUUGCAGGCGGAUACCAUCGUUUAUCAAGUAGAUUUGACGUAUUCCCCAAGAAUCUAACAAUAGAUUUGGAAGUCAUGAAAGCGAACAUGAGCGCUAUUGAAUCGCGCUUGAAUCCAAAACUGGCUUCACUAGAAUCAAGACUUAAUGAAAAACUGGUUUCAGUUGAAUCAAGACUUAAUCAAAAGUUGGUUUCAAUAGAAUCGAAACUUAAUGAAAAACUGGUUUCAAUAGAACCAACCAUGAAUGACGACCUGGUUUUGGAUGCAACAACCAUGAAUGACGACCUGGUUUUGUAUGCAACAACCAUGAAUGAAGUGAAAAUUCAACCUUAUCGAAGUCGAACAUUUAAUAUUUCUGCUAAUGCGAAAUGGACACAGAAUGGUGUGACUGUUGCUGGAGGUCACGGGAAUGGCAGUGCCACUAAUCAACUGAACUGGCCUGAAGGUCUCUAUGUUGAUGAUGAUCAAACAGUGAUUGCCGCUGAUUGGUUGAAUGCUCGUAUUAUCCAAUGGAAGAAAGGCGAUACAACAAAUGGACAAGUCGCUGCUGGUGGCAAUGGUCAAGGAAAUGGAUUGCAUCAAUUGAAUCGACCAGCUGGUAUAUUAAUCGACAAAGAGACGAAUAAUCUCAUUAUUUGCGAUUACGCAAAUCGACGAGUUGUACGAUGGUCUCGUCGUAGUGGCACAACACAAGGUGAAAUACUCAUCGACAACAUCCAAUGUUGGGGAUUAGCUAUGGAUGAACAGAGAUAUCUCUACGUCUCUGACGCCGGUAAACAUGAAGUAAGACGAUAUCAAUUAGGUGAGCAGAAUGGCACUCUUGUAGCUGGUGGAAAUGGACAAGGUGAUGGACUCAAUCAACUCAAGUUUCCGACAUAUCUGUUUGUCGAUCGACAACAGAAGAUCUACGUGUCAGACAAUAACAAUCACCGUGUAAUGAAAUGGGCUAAAGGUGAGAAAGAAGGCAUUGUCGUCGCUGGAGGUCAAGGACAAGGGAAAGCUCUAACACAAUUGUCUUAUCCUCUCGGAAUCGUCGUUGAUACGUUGGGUACACUCUAUGUAGCAGACCAGGGGAAUCAUCGUGUAAUGCGUUGGCCUCAAGGAGCGAAACAAGGCAGUGUGAUUGUGGAUGGAAAUGUUGAAGGAGCAGGUGCAAAGCAGUUCGGCUACCUCCGUGGUCUGUCUUUCGAUCGGCGUGGUAAUCUCUAUGCCGUCGACGAAAAUAAUCAUCGUGUUCAACGAUUUUCCAUUACAUAG
This is a messenger RNA of Rotaria socialis, 2775 nucleotides long. The record is from the annotation of a GenBank genome assembly. NCBI's taxonomy places the organism in Eukaryota, Metazoa, Rotifera, Eurotatoria, Philodinida, Philodinidae.